GGGAUUUUUUCUCAGGCGGGUUCUUAAAACAGGCUUCUCAAAAUUCAAAAAUCAAAUUCCUUUCCAAGCGCGCAGCGCGGCAUGCUAAAGUGCUAUCUUUAAGUAAAGACCCAAAAAAAUUAAAAUCCCUAGUUCACACUUCUCAGACCCUCUUAUCUUCAUCGUCCUUCUCCCUCACUCCUCUGUUCUGUUCGCGAGUCAUGGUGGGUCGAGCCCUGAAUUCCAACCAUCUUGGACAGCCCAUACGAGCCAAUGACCAUGUGACUCGACCUCAAUUUGCUGGACAAAGAUCCCAGAGUUAGCCGCCAUGUUAUGGGCUUCGAGCCGAGCACAUUACGAUUCUGUUUCGAUAUCCUGGAUUAAAGGUUUGUUUUUGUUUUGCAGUUUGUCCCUCCUCGUUCCCAGAAAGAAUCGCAAGGCAUUUGGCAUCAGAGCUUUGACCGACGCCGGAGCUGCUGCGGCGGUUGAUGUUACUCAUCCUUAUUUGGUCAAAAUCCCCGUUGGUGAUUAUGCACGUCAUAUUGGGAGACAAGCCAGUGGUUCUCUUAUCGUCAUAGAUGGAGAAACUAUUUUUUACACAUCUGUUUGUUUGGCUGAUGCUCCAAGUGAACUGUCAGACUUUUUCCCUCUUUCCUUUCAUUAUCAGGACUGUUUUUCGGCAGCAGGUUGGACUAGUGGAGGCUUUUUCAAACGAGAAGGAAGGGCAAAAGAUCACAAGGUCAUAGUCGAGCAUUUGUCAGUUGAGGAAAUAGCUGGCAUAAAGGAGGCAUUUCAAUUGAUGGAUACUAACAACAAAGGCAAGGUAUCCCUGGAUCAGCUUUGAAAUGGAAUACAAGAACUCGGCUAGCAGAUUCCUGACUGAGAUCUACAAAUACUAAUGGAAGCUGUAAGCAUCAAUUUGUGCUUCAUGGUGUAACAGGGUAUUUGUUUGACUGCGAUUUGUGAUAUAAAUUACGCUUUGGUUACUCCCCUUAACCAUAGUUAAACUUCUUACCUGCAUUUAUUUACCUCCAUGUCAGUAGAUUUGAUUGAGUUUAUGUCUAGUUUGUAUUAAAUUUUAGUGCUAAGAACAGAUUCAAAAUGAGGAGUUAAGGGACAUUCAAAGCCGGUGCAGGUCAACAAAAUGAAGAGUUGAGGCAGUGAAGGCUAGAGCCGCUCAACAAAAUGAAGAGUUAGAGGCACUAAAGGCAAGACAAAAUCAUAUUGACACUUUUACUUAAACUGAUGGCGCAAUUUUCCUCCCAAAACUGAAGCUAUGCAUACAUGAUUCACUUUUAUUGUUGCAAUUAUAUUAUCAUAAAACAUAAUUAUAGUGCAUAUAGUGAAUACUAGACCUUUCUUAGAUGCAACUCUUACCUACAAUAGCAUAAAGAUUAUAACUUGCUAUAUGUUUUGUUAUAUUGCAGAUGGUCAAGCUUGAAAAAAGUACAUGUUGCAAACUAUCAUUGAAGGCUUAUUGAACUUCUAGAAAGACUUAUAUGUAUUUCUGUUUAUUUUGAAAUUGCUAUGAAGGAUGGAUAUUGACAAUUGUAUAUUUUGGAUUUGCGAAGUUAGUAUUUCAUGAUGGACUUCAUGUCUUAUUGGAUUGGAUCGGUUUAAUAUAGAUAAUUGGUUUCAGAGUA
This is a messenger RNA of Rosa chinensis, 1622 nucleotides long. RefSeq names its product probable polyribonucleotide nucleotidyltransferase 1, chloroplastic. Lineage: Eukaryota; Viridiplantae; Streptophyta; Magnoliopsida; Rosales; Rosaceae. The transcript is spliced from 6 exons. Gene Ontology annotation, cellular component: mitochondrion; cytosol; chloroplast stroma. Bases 308 to 823 code for a protein of 171 amino acids. Gene Ontology annotation, biological process: mitochondrial mRNA catabolic process; mitochondrial RNA 3'-end processing. Gene Ontology annotation, molecular function: 3'-5'-RNA exonuclease activity; calcium ion binding; RNA binding. The record is from RefSeq and is a predicted model, not a curated record.